This is a messenger RNA of Brassica rapa (field mustard), 1029 nucleotides long. Its product is annotated as zinc finger protein CONSTANS-LIKE 5. Gene Ontology annotation, biological process: regulation of flower development. Lineage: Eukaryota; Viridiplantae; Streptophyta; Magnoliopsida; Brassicales; Brassicaceae. Gene Ontology annotation, molecular function: DNA-binding transcription factor activity; protein binding; zinc ion binding. The record is from RefSeq and is marked provisional. Gene Ontology annotation, cellular component: nucleus.
AUGGGAUUCGGCUUAGAGAGCAUCAAACCACUCUCCGGCGGCUGGGGCGCGGCGGCGCGUUCCUGUGACGCUUGUAAAUCAGCUUCCGCCGCCGUGUACUGCCGAUUCGACUCAGCCUUCUUAUGCAUCACUUGCGACACAAGCAUCCACUCCUUCACGCGUCACGAGCGCGUGUACCUCUGUGAAGUCUGCGAACAAGCUCCCGCCGCCGUCACCUGCAAAGCCGACGCCGCCUCACUCUGCGUCACCUGCGACUCCGACAUCCACUCGGCUAAUCCUCUCGCUAGCCGCCAUGAACGAGUCCCCGUCGAGUCUUUCUUCGACUCAGCCGUCGCGAAAAUCUCACCUUCCACGUUUGGAGUCCUCGGCGAUUCCACCACCGUCGACUUAACCGCCGUUCCGGUGAUCGGAAACGCCGACGAGCUCGGUUUGUGCCCGUGGCUGCUCCCUAACGACUUCAACGAACCGGCAAAAAUCGAAACUGUAACUGAACUGAAGUCUUCUGAGUUUAUGUUCUCUGACUUCGAUCGACUCAUUGACUUCGAGUACCCAAACACGUUCGGAGCAGACAGCCUCGUACCGGUUCAGACAAAAACAGAGCCUCUUCCUGUAACUAACAACGACCACUGCUUCGACAUAGACUUCUGCAGAUCAAAGCUCUCGACUUUCACCUACCCAACUCAAUCAAUCAGCCAUAGUGUCUCGACUUCGUCUCUCGAAUACGGCGUCGUUCCCGACGGGACCACCUCCGUCCCGUUUAACCGGAGCACGAUCACUACCUCGACGGGGACUACCGGCGAGCAACCGAGCUCCAUGGACAGGGAGGCUCGGGUUCUGAGGUACAGAGAGAAGCGGAAGAACAGGAAGUUCGAGAAGACGAUACGUUACGCUUCGAGGAAAGCUUACGCUGAGUCACGGCCAAGGAUCAAAGGCCGUUUCGCGAAACGAACGGAGACUGAGAACGACGACGUUUUCUUUAGUCAGGUUUACGCUUCAGCUGGGCAAUACGGUGUCGUACCGACGUUCUGA